CGAAGACUAGUGCCUGUACGUGCGGUUUCAAGAGCAGUAGCUAGCUCGCUCACUAGGGUGGCACGGCCGAGUAUGCGGAUCUCCGGUGGGCAGGCACUGGGGGAGGAGGCGGCCGGAGUGGUGCGGCUGGCGGUGAGCCUGGCGGAGCAGCGGGGCCACAGGCAGGUAACCCCGCUCCACAUGGUCAGCGCCAUGCUCUCGGCGUCCCCGUCAUGCAUCCUACACGCCGCCUGCCUCAGCUCCCAGUCCCACCCGUUGCAGCACAAGACGCUCGACCUCUGCCUAGAACUCGCGCUCAACCAGCUCGCCAUGGCCGUGAGCCGCGGCGGUGGCGACCACGUCGAACCUGCGCGGUCCAACGCGUUCACGGCCGCGCUGAAGCGGGCGCAGGCGCACGGUCGCAGGGGCGCCGUGGGCGGCGACAAGGUCGAGCUCGAGCAGCUCGUCCUCUCCAUCCUCGACGACCCCAGCGUCGACCGCGUCAUGCGCACGGCCGGCUUCUCGAGCUCUCAGGUCAGGGCCAGCGUCGUUUCGUUGCAGCAAUCAUCUCUCCAAACCGUCCCGGAGCUUCACCUGCCAGUCGUGCCCGACGACGUCCCAGACGCAAGUGAGUGCCAAGCUAGCAAAGCAAAAUCAGGAGCAAGGCCGCCGGACUUCUUUGGCGGCACCGAGGUAGUCCCCACGACGGCGAGCCUUCCUCCGUGGCUCCGCCAUUACAAGGAUACAACUUGCAUCAGAUCAACAUACUGCGACACCAAUCUUCAAGCAGACGUCAUUUCCCGCCGGCCGAAGUUCACGGAGCUCACCGCGCACAAUCUCAAGAUCCUGUCCGACGCGCUCGAACUGCGAGUUCCCUGGCACGGGAACAUCGUUCCCGGAAUAUCGAGCACGGUGCUCCAGUGCCGAUCCGGCGUGACGAGGAGGAGGGCGGGGGACAAGCCGUCUAAUUCGUUGUCGUCGUCGAUGACGACCUGGCUGCUCUUCUGUGGAAGGGACGGUGUCGGCAAGACGGCAGUUGCUCGGGAGCUCGCGAGGCUCGUGUUUGGCUCAUACGCCGACUUCACUGCCCUGCAGGGUUACCCUGACAUUCCCGCGCGAAAUGGCAAACUCGCACUCAAGAGGCUGAGAUCACCGGAAAACGAUGGCGACGGCAAUGGUGUUGGCGUGGAAGCAAAGUUGUUCGAAGCGAUCGCGGAGAACCCUCACCGCGUCAUAUUGAUCAACGGCGUCGACCAACUGGGUCGCGAUUCAGAAACGUGCAUAAAGAACGCGAUGGCGGGCGGAACACUGAUGGGGGGAUGCAACGGCGACGUGGUCGGUUUGGAGGAUGCCAUCGUAGUGCUGAGCUAUGAAGAGUUGGACCCGAGGUCUGUGGUUUGCGCUUCCUCCCAACGGGCGAAGCGACCGUUUAGCAGGCAGAACCGCGAAGAAGGUGACACCGCGAAAAUGGAAGUGAGAUCCCGUCGUCGUCUUAGAUGGGACUUGAACGUUUGUGCAGUUGACGGGGAAGAGGAGGAAGACAGUGUUGCAGAUGACGAGGGGAUCCUGAAUGCGGUGGAUGGUGUUUUCCUUUUCAAUUAGCUGUGUAUAUCAUUCUAGUUAUUUCAUACCAUAGUUUAAACUUUAACGUCUAAUAUGAGUUUUUCUAUCAUAAACUGUUUUUUGGCUUUGUCGACACAUAAGUUGAUUUAGAUUUU
Triticum dicoccoides is the source of this 1697-nucleotide messenger RNA. Its product is annotated as protein SMAX1-LIKE 3-like. The transcript is spliced from 3 exons. NCBI's taxonomy places the organism in Eukaryota, Viridiplantae, Streptophyta, Magnoliopsida, Poales, Poaceae. The record is from RefSeq and is a predicted model, not a curated record. The coding region runs from base 73 to 1581 and encodes 502 amino acids.